AACAUUCUCACACCAAACUGCCUCAUAUGCAGCAGGCUCAAUUCUCAGGGGAUUCGAUCCAGUUGAGUACAUCUCUCUCCUGUUCCAUAGGGUAGGGUCUGUUCUGUCCACCUGCACUUCGUUAGAGAACAGUGUGUUCACACGCCAUACCACAAGAACCCACAGUGACAUAACUCCGGCCAGAGACUGGCGUGACUGGGCUGGUUCCCCCACCCCCUCCUCAGCUCUUGUAUCACUGAGAGUCUGGCAGCUAGUUCCACCCUGACAGAGUUCACAGCAUAUAUUAGUGGAUCCUUGUUCUCAGUGCGUCUGUUUAAGGAAUUAACGGAAGCAGUGUCAAGAGUAAGGACUCUAAGUACUUGCUGAAAAUGAAUAUGUGUGCAUUUGCUCUUGUCCUGGCAUUAAUCUGUGGUGUCAGCGGCCAAUAUUAUGAUUAUGAUGCCCCUCUCUUCAUGUAUGGGCAAUUAUCACCCAACUGUGCACCAGAAUGUAACUGCCCCCACAGCUACCCAACUGCCAUGUACUGUGAUGAUCUGAAGCUGAAGAGUGUCCCCAUGGUGCCUCCUGGCAUCAAGUACCUUUACCUGAGGAAUAACCAGAUAGAUCACAUUGACGAAAAGGCUUUUGAGAAUGUAACUGAUCUGCAGUGGCUCAUUCUAGAUCACAACCUUCUAGAAAACUCCAAGAUAAAAGGAAAAGUUUUCUCAAAGCUGAAACAACUGAAGAAACUGCAUAUAAACUACAACAACCUGACAGAGUCAGUGGGUCCACUUCCAAAGUCCCUGCAGGACCUGCAGCUCACUCAUAAUAAAAUAAGCAAGCUCGGGUCCUUCGAGGGGCUGGCAAACCUGACCUUCAUUCACCUUCAAUACAACCAGCUCAAAGAGGAUGCUGUGUCUGCCUCUCUGAAAGGCCUGAAAUCACUAGAGUACCUUGACCUGAGCUUCAAUCAAAUUGCUAAGCUUCCUUCUGGCCUCCCAGCCUCUCUUCUAACUCUCUACCUAGACAGUAAUAAGAUCAGCAACAUCCCAGAUGAGUAUUUCAAGCGCUUUACUGGGCUACAGUAUCUGCGUUUAUCCCACAAUCAACUGGCUGAUAGUGGAGUACCUGGAAACUCAUUUAAUAUAUCAUCCUUGCUCGAAUUGGAUCUCUCCUAUAAUAAGCUUAAAAGCAUACCAACUGUUAAUGAAAACCUUGAAAACUACUACCUGGAGGUCAAUGAACUCGAAAAGUUUGAUGUCAAGAGUUUCUGUAAGAUCCUGGGACCACUAUCUUACUCCAAGAUCAAGCAUUUGCGCUUGGAUGGCAAUCCCCUCACCCAAAGCAAUCUGCCCCCUGACAUGUAUGAGUGUCUACGUGUAGCAAAUGAAAUCAAUAUUAAUUAACAUCUUCUCAUCACAAUCCAUUGGAGUAUGGUCUGGAGCAAUACUUCAUGGUUACAUAUUUUGGGGAUAUGUGUAAAGUUUUCACAAUAUUCUUUUGUUGAUUUUUGUUGCUAUUACUUCAUGGAUUUUAACUGGUGAAGGAAAUGUUUUUGAACAUUUACCACUUUUUAAUGAAAGAUGAAAAGCCGGCCUAUUUCAUCCUGAUAACAGACACACAGACAUUAAACUUAGUUCUUUACUCGUAAAUAUACUGUUUUCUAAAGCUCUGUUUUCAAAUGAUAUGAAGCCUCUUCUCUGAUUGCUUGGAAAUAAGCCAAGUUUUUAUGGUCCCUACAUUUUAAUUUAAUGACCCCCAAAAGAGGAAAUAAAUAUGCAUGGAUGUUGUUAUCCUAAUCCAAAUUGUCAAAUUAUCGUGUUAUAUUCAAAUUUGUUUUGCUGAAAUAUAAAUUCAGUAUUUUAAUACCAAUAAUUUUCAAUUACACCAUAGAAAAUUUAUGAAACUACAUCCACUUUAGUACUGAACAUUUGCAUAGUUACUUAAUGAAACUUUUCUUGAAUCAUUUUUCUCUGUCAUGUGUAUGUUUCUUUUUGAUUAUUUGCAUGUUAUGAUUAACAAGCUAAUAGCAAAAUAAAACAUUGCAAAUGGCAUCAUGGUGUUAAUUCUUGUGAAAACCAUAUCUCUCAAAAAGCACAUAGAGGAAGCCAGUCACCUUCUAAGACAGCCCUAAUCUGUAAUAUUUCACUUGUGUGAUCAUAAGGUUUUUUACACUUUGGCUGAUUCUAACAUCUACAUACAAUGAAAUACCAAACCAAUUUCAUAAAAUCCAGUUAGAUCUCACACUUCUUGGAUAUUGUUGAUAUUUCCAUUCUUGUUUUUUUUUUUUCACAAGAAUGUACAUUGCGACCCUAUUGAAGAAAGUAUGUAAAAUCUUAGUAGUCACUGCUGAAUUCUUAAGUGAAAAUGGUGAUAC
Molecule: messenger RNA, 2356 nt
Organism: Cricetulus griseus (Chinese hamster)
Lineage: Eukaryota; Metazoa; Chordata; Mammalia; Rodentia; Cricetidae
Source: RefSeq, a predicted model, not a curated record